Molecule: messenger RNA, 687 nt
Organism: Halichondria panicea
Lineage: Eukaryota; Metazoa; Porifera; Demospongiae; Suberitida; Halichondriidae
Exons: 2
Coding region: 46-561 (171 amino acids)
Source: RefSeq, a predicted model, not a curated record
GCAGGUCAUUAAUGGGUGCUCAUGUUGAGCUGAUGAGAUACAAAGAUGUAUACUCACAGUUAUUUUCUGACCGUCCCUAUAUAUAUAGUCAACUGCACUGUACCUGCUGAGCCGUGCAAUGGUGCUAUAUUGGACUAUGAGAGGUUGAAUGAGACAGUGUUGGAGGGAACAGUGCUGACUUACCAGUGUGACAAUGGAUUCUCACUGACUGGACCCAACACCAUCACUUGCACUAAUGCUGGAGUCUGGAGUACUAAGCCUGAGGCAAUCGUGUGUGUACUUAUGACUGAAGUUUCUACUAUCGCUCCCUUGUUCUCCACUUCUGCAACUGUCGCUAUCAGUGUGGUCAUCACUUUAAUUGUCACUCUAGUCAUUGGAUUCCUCACUGGACUCCUAGUGAUGCAUCUUUUCUCUCGUAAGAAGGCAGUGUACUUCCCGGCAACUGAAGGACAAGCUAACGCAGCGUCCACUACACCAGUUGGUCCUGUUUAUGAGGAAAUGUCACCCAAAGAGGACAUUGAACUCAACACAAACCAGGCGUACGGACCAUUAGGACUGUGACAGUUGUUCACUCUUAAUUUUAAUACAAUAGCAUUCAAUAAUGCGAUCAUUCUGGCAUUUCGUUUGUUUAUAGACCUAUGCAUAGACUCGCUAUAGUUUAAUAUACAUUUGUAGAUAGUGUUAAUU